GGAGCCGGUCGGACAGGUGAUCCUCCAGGUAUAAACGGAGUCCCACAGUCAGACAGACAGUCAGACGGAAAGGAAACAUGAUUCAUCUGCUGCUGCUGGUGGGAUUCCUGCUGGGAGGAUAUCUGCUCCUCAUCAACACUCUGUUCAGGAGGUCCAGAUGUAAAGGAAACGCUGGGAUGGCCGGGAAGACGGUCAUCAUCACAGGAGGAAACACUGGGAUUGGUAAAGCUACAGCUCUACAUCUGGCCAGGAAAGGAGGACGAGUGAUUCUGGCCUGUAGGAACCGAGACAAAGCUGCAGCCGCCAUCACUCAGAUACAACAGGAAACGGGAAACUCCGACGUUCUCUACAUGAAUCUGGAUUUAUCCAGUUUAAAGUCGGUCCGAAGCUUCACUGAAACUUUCCUCAAAACUGAGUCCAGACUGGACCUUCUGAUCAACAACGCUGGUCUGGUGGCCGACGGUCGGACCGAGGACGGCUUCGGCGUGGAGUUUGGAGUGAACCAUCUGGGCCACUUCCUGCUGACGGUGCUGCUGCUGCCCAGGAUGAAGGAGACUGGAGGAGGCCGGGUGGUGACGCUGAGCUCCAUGGCUCACCGCUGGGGCCACGUCGACUUCGAGACUCUGGCGGUGAGCCGACACCUGGGCACCGGCAGCUACAGCUGGCAGUUCUUCCAGGCCUACUGCAACAGCAAACUCUGCAACGUCCUCUUCACACACGAACUGGCCAAGAGGCUGCAGGGGAGCAGCGUCACGUGCUACAGCGUCCACCCAGGAAUCGUUCGGACUGAGCUGUCCCGUCACGUCAGCCUGUGGCAGAAGGUUUUCAUCGAGCCGGUGGCCCGGCUGCUGUUCUUAGACCCGGAGGCCGGAGCUCAGACCACGCUGCACUGCGCCCUGCAGGAGGGAAUCGAACCUCUGAGCGGACGAUACUUCUCCUGCUGCGAGGUGCAGGAAGUGUCGGACCGGGCCAAAGACGACGCCUUGGCCCGGAAACUGUGGGAGGUGAGCGAGAGUCUGUGUGGACUGUCCUCCUAAGGUCACUGUGAUACAAACCCACGGACUGUGAUGCAAUUUCCACACACACACACACACACACACACACACACACACACACACACACACACACACACACACACACACACACACACACACACACAAAGCCAGGUGUUUUCAGGUGUUGUUCUGCUGCCAUCUAGUGGCUGAAAUCUGAAACAACAAUUAUAUUAAAACUUCAUCAGUGUCCUUUAAACUCACUGAUUUUCUCAACUGAGCUAUAUUUUGCGUUAUUUUAUUUUUUUAAAUGAAAUAACUCUUUGAAUUCAGUAAAAAAAAAAGUGUCAUUUUUAUGUAAAAAUGGGAAAAACACAAAGUUGGAAGAUUAAGAAAUAUUCAACGUAACGUUUUUGUAGUUUAGUGUUUGUUUGUUUUGUGUCUUGUGAUGGUUUUUUGUAUCUUUGUAGUUGUGCAUGUCUUUGAAGUAAUUUGUGCGUCUUUGUGGUAGUUUUUGUCUCUUUUAAUUACUUUUACGUAUCUUUGUAGUUGAGUUUGCAUUUCUUUCUGGUCAUUUUUGUCCCUUUCAAGCAGUUUCACGUAUCUUUGUAGUUGUUUUGCAUCUCUUUAAAGUAAUUUUCUGUGUCUUUUAGUUCAUGUUUUUAUUUCUGUAUUCAAAACACAACUCUGAGCUUCAUGUAAUCCUAGAAAAUUAAAUGGGUUUAACAUUUACAAACAUUUGAACUAAAGUGCAGUAUUCGAGUAAAUGUACUUAGUAGAUUUCAGUUUGUGUUUUUUUGUAUAUAUUUUAUUUUUGGAUAAUUGCUGCUUAUGUGUUGCUUCUUCUGCAGAUUAUUUUGAAAAAUCUGUUUAAUAUUUUAUUUGUUUAUUCAUGUUUUAUAUUGUAUGUAUAAUUUUGCAGACUAGUUAGGCUGCAACUCACUGAAUAAAAAAUACA
Acanthochromis polyacanthus (spiny chromis) is the source of this 1950-nucleotide messenger RNA. RefSeq names its product dehydrogenase/reductase SDR family member 13-like. Bases 78 to 1037 code for a protein of 319 amino acids. The record is from RefSeq and is a predicted model, not a curated record. The transcript has 6 exons. NCBI's taxonomy places the organism in Eukaryota, Metazoa, Chordata, Actinopteri, Pomacentridae.